GUUCAGCUCGAGAGUCUGAAACAAUUGACGACUCAGUCUCUGAUUGCAACGACCAUCACAAGCGUCACUUUGACCAAUCACGCACUGAAGUACUUAUUCCAAAGUCUAGCGGAAGGCAUUGGCGAUAAGGAUGAGCGCAAGGUGGGUAUCUCCACAAAACUGCUGAACCAGCAUAUUGUUAUGCGUGGUUCGGUGCGGUUCGACUGGGAUGAGACGAGCAAGCGCGUGAUCGGGUUGUUUACUCACACGGAUAUGCUGACGCCAAUGGUGGAACUUGUGGGCAACCUGGAGGACGUUUCACUUGUUUUCAAUGGUGCUCUCGUCGCACCAGACGGAAGAUUCAACGUAGAGAAAGCAACUCAGCAUCAGUGAAAUAAAUAUGUGUAUUUGUUUGGAU
This is a messenger RNA of Phytophthora nicotianae INRA-310, 397 nucleotides long. RefSeq lists its product as hypothetical. The record is from RefSeq and is a predicted model, not a curated record. The coding region runs from base 181 to 372 and encodes 63 amino acids. Lineage: Eukaryota; Oomycota; Peronosporomycetes; Peronosporales; Peronosporaceae. The transcript has a single exon.